Messenger RNA from Triplophysa dalaica, 1205 nucleotides. RefSeq names its product caseinolytic mitochondrial matrix peptidase proteolytic subunit (gene clpp). The transcript is spliced from 7 exons. Gene Ontology annotation, molecular function: ATPase binding; ATP-dependent peptidase activity; serine-type endopeptidase activity. Bases 79 to 882 code for a protein of 267 amino acids. Gene Ontology annotation, biological process: protein quality control for misfolded or incompletely synthesized proteins. The record is from RefSeq and is a predicted model, not a curated record. NCBI's taxonomy places the organism in Eukaryota, Metazoa, Chordata, Actinopteri, Cypriniformes, Nemacheilidae. Gene Ontology annotation, cellular component: endopeptidase Clp complex.
CGGAGCUGUUUCACGGUCACGCUGCCGAAGAUCACAUCCGGGUUAACAGGGGUCGUGUAAGUGUUGCUCAACAGAAACAUGUUAUUGCAAAGGGUCUUACAAUGUGGUUCUACUACACUGAAAGGGAUUCGCUCCAUUCAUCAGACUGCGCUAUGGAGAAGUCCUCUUAUACCCAUCGUCGUGGAGCAGACGGGACGUGGAGAGCGUGCAUAUGACAUCUACUCAAGACUACUCAGAGAGAGAAUUAUUUGUGUCAUGGGUCCAAUUGACGACUCCGUGGCCUCUCUGGUUAUUGCUCAGCUUCUUUUUCUCCAGUCGGAGAGCAAUAACAAACCUAUUCAUAUGUACAUCAACAGCCCCGGUGGUGUAGUUACAGCUGGACUUGCAAUCUACGACACUAUGCAGUACAUCUUGAAUCCCAUCUCUACCUGGUGCGUGGGCCAGGCUGCCAGUAUGGGCAGUCUGCUGCUGGCGUCAGGAACCGCGGGCAUGAGGCAUUCCUUGCCCAAUGCGAGAAUCAUGGUGCACCAGCCUUCUGGAGGUGCAAGGGGGCAAGCAACAGAUAUUGCAAUCCAGGCAGAGGAGAUUCUCAAGUUGAAAAGACAGAUCAACAUUAUUUAUUCAAAACACACAGGCCAGCCUUUGGAGACUAUAGACGGUGUGAUGGAGAGAGACAGGUACAUGAGUCCGAUGGAAGCUCAGGAUUUCGGGAUCAUCGACAAGGUCCUUGUUCAUCCUCCACAGGCUGGCCAGGAUGAGCCAGAACUUGUUCAAAAAGAACCUGCCAGUCCUGCGAGCACCUCCACCUCACCUCAGCCGCAAGCCUCAGAGCCAGGCCCACCUGGCAGCAACCCCACCUCCUCCCACAAACCUGAACCCUGAAAUAGACUUCAUGCAGGAACAAACAACUGUGUUACUGGUUCAGUGUUUCUGAUGAGAUGUACCCGAGAGGACAGUCACCUGCGCACGCAUCUGAACCCUUUGACCUGCCUUUUGUAUUUGCUAUUUUAUUGAUUAGUCUCACUAGGUCUAGGCUUCUGAAACAGUACUGGAAUCUGGACCUAACUAAUGCAAAUUAGAGAAAUGUGCAAGACCUUAUAUGUUUUUGAGAAUACAAGAUUCCAGUGCAGGGUUUGAUGUCUGCACUUGGAAUGUGUGUGUACACAUAUUUAUGUCACAUAAAUAAAAUAUAGGUUGUUAAUCUA